Molecule: messenger RNA, 6109 nt
Organism: Hemiscyllium ocellatum (epaulette shark)
Lineage: Eukaryota; Metazoa; Chordata; Chondrichthyes; Orectolobiformes; Hemiscylliidae
Product: ER degradation-enhancing alpha-mannosidase-like protein 3
Exons: 20
Coding region: 374-3055 (893 amino acids)
Biological process (GO): endoplasmic reticulum mannose trimming; carbohydrate metabolic process; mannose trimming involved in glycoprotein ERAD pathway
Cellular component (GO): membrane; endoplasmic reticulum
Molecular function (GO): mannosyl-oligosaccharide 1,2-alpha-mannosidase activity; calcium ion binding
Source: RefSeq, a predicted model, not a curated record
GCGGCCUCGGUGUUUCGGCGAGUUCCGCCCGAGUGGUGGUGGAGGAGGAGAAGAAGGAGAAGAUACCGGGAAAUCGCGUUGACUGAAAUGAAUCCGGAGACGGUCGCCGGUGGGGGGGCCACCUCAGAGCCGCCCGCGUUGAGGAAGGAGGCUGGUGUUUAAGUGGACAGGAUGUGGCCGAGCAGAGCAGCGAGAGGUUGGAGCAGGCUCUGAGGAAAGGACUUGUCAAAGCCUUCCAACAAUCACCUCCCGGACCAUGGGCGCGGAUUAACAACAACCAGCUGCCUUCAGAUUUGUCCCGGGGGGAAGGAGGGGUUUUAUUUAAAAAUUAACAGGUUGUGGUUACAAAAUGGGACAGCCUGCAGCGUAGCUGAUGGUCAGUGGGACACAGACUGGAAGCCUGCUCCUCAACUUGAGCAACAUGGGCUUCGCACUCAGGCUGCUGUUGGCAGGCUUCACCUUCAGCUGCCUCUGCUUCCAUCUGCUGCUGGCGAUGACAGAGCAGGAAAAAGGCGCAAUCAGGAAUGAAGUUGUUGAAAUGUUUGAGCAUGCAUACAACAACUAUAUGGAACAUGCAUACCCUGCUGAUGAGUUGAUGCCCUUGAGCUGUCGUGGAAGAAUUCGUGGAUUAGAGCCAAGUCGUGGUGAUGUUGAUGAUGCCUUAGGAAAGUUUUCACUCACUCUUAUUGAUACAUUAGAUACGCUAGUUGUACUAAACAAAUUAGAUGAGUUUGAAGAUGCAGUGCGAAAAGUAAUACGACAUGUCCAGUUCGAUAAUGACGUUGUAGUCUCGGUGUUUGAAACUAACAUCCGUGUAUUAGGUGGGUUGUUAGGAGGUCAUGUGAUGGCAACCAUGUUGAAGAACCAUGGGUCCAAGGUUCAUUGGUAUAAAGAUGAGCUUCUAUAUAUGGCUAGAGACAUAGGAUAUCGACUCCUGCCUGCUUUUAACACUACCAGUGGUCUACCAUAUCCAAGAGUAAAUCUGAAGUAUGGAAUCUUGAGCCCUCUGUCCCGAACGGGCACAGAGUCAGACACUUGUACAGCCUGUGCUGGAACCAUGAUUCUGGAAUUUGCAGCUCUCAGUCGCCUGACGGGUGAAACUAUUUUUGAGGAAUAUGCACGGAGAGCAAUGGAUUUUCUAUGGGAGAAAAGACAGAGAGGCAGUGAUCUUGUGGGGACAGUGAUCAACAUCCACAAUGGUGACUGGAUCAGGCGGGACAGUGGAGUGGGUGCUGGAAUUGACUCCUACUACGAAUAUUUGUUGAAGGCCUAUAUCCUGCUGGGAGAUGAUGUAUAUUUGGAGAGAUUUAAUACACACUAUGCAGCCAUUAUGAAGUACAUUAGUCAGCCUCCCCUGCUUCUCGAUGUUCAUAUGCAUAACCCUACAAUUAAUGCCAGAAAAUGGAUGGAUUCACUUCUUGCAUUUUUUCCAGGCUUACAGGUACUAAAAGGGGACUUGCAACCUGCAAUAGAAACUCAUGAAAUGUUGUAUCAGGUUAUACAGCGACACAAAUUUCUCCCAGAGGCUUUUACCACUGACUUUGCGGUUCAUUGGGCUCAACAUCCUUUAAGACCCGAAUUUAUUGAAAGUACUUAUUUCCUUUAUAAGGCCACCAAAGACCCUUAUUAUCUACAGGUUGGUAAAUCUGUUGUGGAUAGCUUGAAUCAGCAUGCACGCGUGCCUUGUGGCUUUGCUGCUGUGCAAGAUGUCCGAACUGGCAAUCAUGAGGACAGGAUGGAUUCAUUCUUUCUGGCUGAGAUGUUCAAGUACCUCUAUUUGCUGUUUGCUGAUGACCGUGAGCUGCCCUUUCACCUUGAUGACUAUAUUUUCACCACAGAGGCUCACUUACUGCCUCUUACACUAGCCACAGUUUGUCACACCUGUAGUAAGAAUAUAACGAGUGUGCAAUUGGAAAGUAAAGUUGCUGGUGUCCUUUCUCAUACGUGCCCAAGUGCUCAAACAUUGUUCCCUAAUAACCCGUCCUAUGCACAGAAAAUAAGGGAGACCUACAGAGAUAUCGUUCCAGAUGCAAGUGCACGGACAUCUGCAGAAAGAGAAAAGUGUAUGGAACCACCCCAGUCUAAAGUGUUCCCAACACUUCAAACGAAGGAUUUUGUUGCUAGUGGCAUGGAUCAUUUGGAAGUCCUGAAGCAAAUGGGGUUCUCUAUAGUUUCAACCAAUGAUGGACGUAUCCAGCUGACACACACACCUGAUCAGGCUGCAAGUUCACAGAGUGGUCAGCAUGGCCUAAAGUUCAUUGCAGAAAUCAUUGAACUGGCUCAAGCGCAGGCGAGAGGAGAGAUGACAUCAUUUGCUGUACAGAUUAUAUCUCCUCCAUUUUUGGGACAAGUGGUUUUAGCUGCAGGUCCAGCUCAUUUUGGAAUGGACCUCAGUAAACAGGAGCAUGGGGUUAAAGGGACCCUGAUGAAAGCCAUUCCAUACACUGCAUGCUUGGAUGUAACUAACUCGGAGCAGGUCCGUGGUAAAAUUGUCUUGGCACAACGUGGAGAUUGUAUGUUUGCAAAUAAGGCAAGGAAUUUGCAACGGGCUGGGGCCAUUGGAGCUGUCAUUAUUGAUAAUGUAGAAGGCAGUAGCAGUGAUUCCUCCCCUGUAUUCCAGAUGGCUGGUGAUGGAGAUAAUGCCAGUGAUAUUACCAUACCCCUCCUUUUCCUCUUCCACAAAGAAGGCUCAAUCCUACUGGAUGCUCUGAAUGCAAACCAGAAUGUGGAUGUGCUGCUAAUCGAUAAAGCCAAGCAGCUCGGACAGGAAAGCAGACAUGAGGAGAAAACUACAGGAGAGAUCACAAUCCAUAUCCAAAUUGACUCUGUGGACACACAGGUUGCUCAACUAGAACUUGGCAUUAGCUCUCCGAGCUGUCCGGGGCCGGAGUCAGCAAAGCACUCAAAUCCAGGUGGACUUCAAACCCAAAGUCAGGAAAUUGUUGAGCAUUCACCUGAUGCAGAAAAAGAAGAGAGUGAAGGCCAUUCAUCAGAAGCAUUGGACCAGAAGGAAGAAGUGGAAACUUUUGAAGGAACCGAUGAGGAUGAGUUGUAAAUACUACUUGCAAAGGUGAAAUUUCUUCUUGUACAACUCUAUUUAACUUCAGAGGGAUCGUGCAAUCUUAGAUUUCUCAAAACCACGCUGCUUAUAUUAAAUUGAGAAUUCCACCAUUUGUUACCAGUUUUCUGGGCGGGGUUGUAAAUAGUGAGCUAUGAAUUUGAAUAGGAAAUUACAUUGCCUUAAUGGAUGUAUAUGUGCUUUUAAUUUAUUUUGAAAGUGGCAAGGUGCCCAUUUUCUAGGGGGAAGUUUCAAUAUUGAAAGGCAGAGCUGUAUUAUUAGGGACCUGGAAUUUUGGAUGUUCUGCUUUAACAUUGGGGACUACUGUGUUUAAUCAAAUAGAGCUCAUUGAAGUGAGUAUUUUGUAAAUUGAUUACUCUAUCGCAAUGCCAUAAAUUUUAUUCAAAGGAAUCGUCUUUCCUGGUGCGAAAGGAACCAGCUAUUUAAAGUAACUUUGUUGUUGCUGCUAUCCAUUUUAUGUCCACUGGUCAUUUACAUGAGUAUCAAAAUGGAGAGUGGACCGCAUUUUUAAGAAUGACUUUGAUUCAGGUUUGAGAUGCACCCAUCAAAAUUGAUUUACUUCAGCAAACCAUCUUUUCUCAACACUGGCAGGUGCAUCAAUGAAAACCUUUUGAGUCUACGUACAGUCUCUGUAACACUAAUAUAGUAUAACGCUAAAUUAGAUUUUCAGAUGAGCAAUAAAUAUUUAGUCAGUCAUUUCUACCAGUAAAAAUUCAUAAAAGUUGAAAUUGGUGACCAUGUAGUUUGUAUAUAAAUACUGCUUCAAACACAUCGCAAAUCUUUUAUAUUAACAUGUUCAUCCAGCCACGGCAGGGUUAAACUGUUAAACUCGGGAUUCAUUUAUCAGGGACUUCGAAGAAAAUUUUGAUUAUUGAGUAUUUAAUUUUUGUUUCCCCCCCCCCCCCCCAUUGGAUACAAAUGAUUCUUUUACAAUGGGAAAGCAAAUUCAGUGAUGUUCCAAUACUGAAGUUUAUUAAAAUUGGAUGUUUGAUAUGACUGAAGAAAUAUUGUAAUAUCUGUUGGAUUUGAACAUAAAUACCUACUUGUUUGGGUUGAUGGAAUAGAAGGAGGUUUUCUUUUGAAUUGUAUAACUGAGCAAACUCUGCAAGCAUCAAUACAAUGUUAAAUGUCGAUUGACGCAUUGCAGAAUUUAGCAACAAAAGGCCAAAAAUGCACAAGCUGUCAAAAAUCUCAUUCAUAUUUUAAUAGAUCAGACCAUUUUAAUAGAUUUGCCAAGGAAUAAGCUACCUCCAAACAGCUUGUAUAAAGCCUGAUCUUAAAUAUCUGUCAAACAGUUAAUUUUGAAAAUGUGUUAAGGGCAGCUUAAAAAUUUUUUUUCCAAAUGCCAGAAGAGAUGGAAGAAGCAUUUAAUGCUAGCAUACAGUGAAUGUUUGAUAAUUGGUCAGCAGUUCUUCAUUUCUGAGCAGUGCCUCUGAGGAUGUGGUGACCGAUGCCAGUCAUGACAUGAGGGGUAUUGCAAGUAAGGGGUGGCAACAAUAGCUGGAAGUGGUUCUCCGUGGCCCUUCUCUCCCCUACGCUAGGUACCUCCAUCAAACACAGAGAAUGCCUUUGUACAAAAAGAGAAGCCCCUCUCCCUGGAAGCUCUCAAGAAACCCCAGUAAGAUUUGCUUUUCUGGCUUCCCACAUGGCAAAUCCCCAGCACUCCACUAGUCACCAGCAGCAGGCUAAGAGCCUGAAUGCCUACACUGGGGGUCUCAAUUGGUGGUGGGCUGGGAUGGCCAUUCUUACGCCUUCUGACCAUGGAUUUAAUAGGGGCAAAGGCCAGAGGCAGCGGGGUCUACACUUGCCAACCUCCUGUCUGAUUUAAAUGCUUUACACCAUCAAACCUGCCUCAAUCAUUGAAUCACACCCUAAGGUUUCUUCCUCUGCACGUUGUGAAUGACAUGUUCUAAUCCAAUUUUUAUUUUAAAAAUGCAUAUGCAAAACCUAUUUCACAUUCAAAAUCAGACUUCUGAAUAAUUUAAACUUUUUAAUGUUAUAUUCAUUAAUGUUCUUAAACUUAAAAAUGAUAUUUAUGUUUUCAAGGGGGAGAAUUAACAUAUUAUUUCUUGUUAGCGGUACAUCUUUUUCUAUAGUAAUUCCUGUCUGCCUAGUAAAGAGGAGCUGGAGUAGAAAGGGGGAAGGUAGAUAGUUGCUUGAUGAUUUUGAUUAAUGUACAUAUCUGCUUCGGUGCAAUUUAUUUUUACUCUUGUAGCCAUAGUCCUUAUUUAGCAUUAACAGAAAAAUAAAACCCUGAUGUUGUUAUCAAUUGUUUUAUAGCAUGCAGUUCCAGACAGUUGUCACAAAGCAGUUGAAACCAUAAUCUUUAAUUUUAAUAUAUUUGGUUUAUUUUAGACAAUUAGUAUUUUGUUGACUCUUGUUAAUGGUUUCUUUUAUUGUCUGUCAGCUUAAAAUGUUCAUUGUCCAUUCAACUAUAUUUGUUACUGAUACAAAAAUAUAUUCCUUAGAAUACACAGUGAACUAUUCUUCUAAUCUAUCGAGAGUAAAGGGAGAUUUUGAUGCCAUUUAAUUCUUCAGUUAUUGAUUCCUAAUACAGGCCUUCACUCAUAGCUUACCACUGUAUCAUGCUUAAAUGAAGUUUGAUGGUGUUCAGAGUAUGGAUUUAAAAGUAUAUAUUAGGCAGUACAAUUUGAGGGUUACAAGCAAAUAUGCACAUCAAGAUUCAUUUAGAUAUAAUGAGUACACUCACACCUGCAGAAUAAAAGUUUACUAGGGUGUCUAUCUAUCUAUCUUGUACACAUGAAAAUUAAGUAGAAACAUUACGUUAAUAUUCUAUGUAGAGCUUUUAAUUUAGGACCAAAGGGAUUGUUGGUUGUUCUCAAAAAGCGAUAUUUCUGUACUUCACCAUUUUCAACUGAGCUUGAUAGAAUUUUGAAAGCCUACUUUUUAAACAAUGAAGUGGACAUAAAAUCAUUUAAAAUGUAAUUUCUAAAUGUAUUGGGUUUUUUGCUGUCUAUGUAAUUAAGAUAAAAACUGUAACGAAUGUCAAAAUGAAUUGACUUGUGAAAA